CCCUCAGUUGACAGCUCACAACAUCCAUUCAUGUCGUGUUUAAAGUGAAAAAUCUAUGAAAAUGACGAGGAAUGCGUAGAUUCUGUGUUUAAAUUGCCUGUUUUCGUUAAAAGUACAAUUUUCGCAUCGUAGAGAACUAAGCUGGUCUCGUUAUUAGAAUCACUAUAAGUACUAUAAGGAACGAAAUUGGUAUUUGCUGAAACAUUUCUCGUAAUGUUAGCAUGUUUUGAAUUGUGUACACUGGGAGUAAUAUUAUACUUCGGAUUCUCCAGCAUGACGUGAUGACGUAAAUUUUUCUACUUGACAGUUUACCUAGAUUAGCAGCUGGAAAUCCUGAGACUGGGAACGCGUUUUUUUUAAUCAUUGAUAACGCUCAGAAUUGAGGUAAAAGUAGUUAACCAUGUCUUCAUCGGCAAUUUUUAUAUUGGAUGCCAAGGGAAAGGUGUUGAUUUCACGUAACUACCGUGGCCAUAUUGAUAUGAGUGUGAUUGACAAAUUCAUGCCACUGUUAAUGGAAAAGGAAGAGGAGGGCCUGAUAACGCCGAUACUGCAAACACCUGAAUGCACCUUUGCGUAUGUCAAGACCAACAAUCUGUACCUAGUUUCGGUUACCCGCAGCAAUGCUAAUAUAGCACUGGUUUUCGUGUUCCUCCAUAAGGUGGUUCAGGUUUUCACCGAGUAUUUCAAAGAGCUGGAAGAAGAAAGCAUUCGAGACAAUUUUGUCGUUAUCUAUGAGCUGCUGGAUGAGUUGAUUGAUUUCGGUUAUCCGCAAACCACGGAUAGUAAGAUUCUGCAAGAAUAUAUCACGCAAGAGGGACAUAAACUGGAGAUCCAACCGAGAAUUCCAAUGGCAGUAACUAACGCUGUAUCGUGGCGCUCCGAAGGUAUCAAAUAUCGAAAGAAUGAGGUAUUUCUGGACGUUAUCGAAAGCGUCAACUUGCUUGCGAAUGCAAAUGGAAACGUACUGCGAAGCGAGAUAGUUGGUGCUAUCAAGAUGCGUGUUUAUCUGUCGGGAAUGCCGGAAUUACGAUUAGGUUUGAACGAUAAGGUACUGUUCGAGAGUACCGGUCGGGGUAAAUCAAAGUCAGUGGAGCUGGAAGACGUCAAGUUUCACCAGUGUGUGCGAUUGUCCCGCUUCGAAAACGAUCGCACAAUUUCUUUCAUUCCGCCGGACGGAGAGUUCGAGCUGAUGUCCUACCGGUUAAACACACACGUCAAACCGCUGAUUUGGAUUGAGUCGGUUAUCGAACGGCACGCUCACAGCCGAGUUGAGUACAUGAUUAAAGCGAAGUCUCAAUUCAAGCGUCGUUCGACGGCUAACAACGUGGAAAUCGUUAUUCCGGUACCGGCAGAUGCCGAUUCACCCAAGUUUAAAACUACAAUCGGCAGUGUAAAGUACGCACCGGAACAGAAUGCUAUUACGUGGACGAUAAAAUCAUUCCCGGGUGGAAAGGAAUAUCUUAUGCGAGCUCAUUUUGGACUUCCAAGCGUUGAAUGUGAGGACACAGAAGGUAAACCACCGAUUCAGGUCAAGUUUGAAAUCCCAUACUUCACCACAUCUGGUAUUCAGGUCCGUUAUUUGAAAAUUAUCGAAAAGAGCGGUUAUCAGGCUUUGCCUUGGGUUCGUUACAUCACUCAGAAUGGAGACUAUCAGCUGAGAACGAACUGAACUCGGAAUCAUGUUAUUUGAAAGUCCAGAAAGAUUGCUGUAAAUUGCGAAUGACGUCGACUGUGCAGCUGAAAAAUCAAACAUUAGUAAUCGCACUCUAACCGACAUGUUUUACAAUUGAAUCAUUUAUUUUAUAUAUGUUUAGUAUCGAUUUUAGUAAACCCACAGUAUGGUGCGACAACUGAGAAGUUAGCGAAAAAUUUAUCGACGAAAGUAUUAAGAAUAAAAAAGAAAGUUUACUUAUCAUUUUGUUUGUUUAAUUGUAGACAUACGGUUCACAUUCUAUGAUCAGACAA
This is a messenger RNA of Malaya genurostris, 1965 nucleotides long. It is a transcript of the gene AP-1mu, whose product is annotated as AP-1 complex subunit mu-1. The record is from RefSeq and is a predicted model, not a curated record. Gene Ontology annotation, molecular function: clathrin-cargo adaptor activity. Bases 401 to 1669 code for a protein of 422 amino acids. The transcript is spliced from 5 exons. Gene Ontology annotation, biological process: intracellular protein transport; vesicle-mediated transport. Lineage: Eukaryota; Metazoa; Arthropoda; Insecta; Diptera; Culicidae. Gene Ontology annotation, cellular component: clathrin-coated vesicle; clathrin adaptor complex.